This is a messenger RNA of Melanotaenia boesemani (Boeseman's rainbowfish), 760 nucleotides long. It is a transcript of the gene cript, whose product is annotated as cysteine-rich PDZ-binding protein. Gene Ontology annotation, molecular function: microtubule binding; PDZ domain binding. Gene Ontology annotation, cellular component: dendrite. The coding region runs from base 142 to 447 and encodes 101 amino acids. Gene Ontology annotation, biological process: cytoplasmic microtubule organization. The record is from RefSeq and is a predicted model, not a curated record. The transcript has 5 exons. Lineage: Eukaryota; Metazoa; Chordata; Actinopteri; Atheriniformes; Melanotaeniidae.
AACAACUUUAGGACCAUCCAAUGAAAUGUGUGAUUUAAAUCCCAGAAACAACCGGAAGUUUACAUUUUCCGAGCAAGCUGCUGUUAGCUAGCUAGCUAACGCUGUUUGUCCAUUUGGCUGUAUAAUAUACACGACUGAACGAUGGUUUGUGAAAAGUGCGAGAAGAAGCUCGGAAAGGUAAUUACUCCCGACACAUGGAAGGAUGGAGCAAGGAAUACAACAGAGAGUGGAGGGCGUAAGCUAAAUGAGAACAAGAUGUUAACGUCUAAGAAAGCCAGGUUUGACCCUUAUAGCAAAACAGGCUUUGCUAUCUGCAGGAUCUGCAAGAGCUCUGUUCAUCAGCCUGGUUCCCACUACUGCCAGGGCUGUGCUUACAAGAAAGGAAUCUGUGCAAUGUGUGGAAAGAAAGUUUUGGACACCAAGAACUACAAACAAACCUCUGUGUGACAGUCUACUGAUCAUAAAACAGCUCUUCAAGUAAAAAACAGACUGAAAGAGAGAGAAGUGGAGAUGGCUUUGUCCUAUUAUGAUAGUUUAUUGUAAAAUACUGCUAGAACUAGUCCAGUAGUAACGAACACAUGACCAGUGUUGUCGUCAAAUACACCACCUGUUGUCACCCAUUUCUUCAUCCUGGCUUUCUGGUUUUUUUGUGCUUUUUAAAUUUAGUACUUAAAAUUGUAUUAUUUCCUUUUUAAAUCCUUGAUUUCUGUAUGUAAUAUAUGCUGUGGUUGAGUGAAUUAAAGCUUCUGAUGUGACAAGA